Molecule: messenger RNA, 1354 nt
Organism: Oppia nitens
Lineage: Eukaryota; Metazoa; Arthropoda; Arachnida; Sarcoptiformes; Oppiidae
Product: STAM-binding protein-like A
Exons: 4
Coding region: 69-1298 (409 amino acids)
Biological process (GO): protein K63-linked deubiquitination
Cellular component (GO): endosome; membrane
Molecular function (GO): metal-dependent deubiquitinase activity; K63-linked deubiquitinase activity; protein binding
Source: RefSeq, a predicted model, not a curated record
UGUAUUAAACAUUACAACUGACUGACAGACAGACAGACAGACAGACAGCUGAUACCAAAAACCAAAAUAUGCCACAUAUGGACACACCAUCUGCCGCUGCGUCGAUGGCCAACAAUGACAUGUCCGAAGUGAUGGAUCCGGUGGAGCGGAUUCGCCGGUUAUGCGAAACGGCCGCUUCCAUAAAUGUGGACAAUACGGUACCCAUCAAACGGUACUGGAGAUCGGGUAAAGAGUUGCUACGUAUGGCCAACAUAUAUCGCGAAGAACAAGCACUGGACAAAUCGUUUAUACUAUACAUGAAAUAUAUUACGCUUUUUGUCGAGAAGAUACCGCAACACUUGGAGUACAAGUCGUGCGAACCAAACGAGAAGGCGUUAACCAAAACUAAUUGUAAGCAAAUCUUUCCCGUCGCCGAACAAUUGAAGAAACAGUUGACCGAAAAGUAUCAAAAUGAGUACGACUUGUUUGCGGAAGAAAAGAAGAGAAGAAAAUUAGAAAAUGAAAAACGAAAUGAAGAAAUGCGUCAACAGUUGCGGAAAAGACGUGAAGCCGACAAUGAGCGACAACUUCAGGAACUGGAGCUUAAGUUUCAGGAAAAGAAACAGAUUGUUGGCUCAAUAGUGGCCAACAGUGUGUUGCCAGCUGUGGUCGCUACAGAUAAUGAUUUGAUUCAUCCACUUAUUUGUAACAAAGCCGCCGAAGCCGUUACUGAUAUACCAACGGUCGACAGAUCGACGAAACCAUCACUUAUGCCUGUCUUUAGUGCUGCCGCCGAUGGUCUGACAAAAUUGGUUGUUCCCACAAAACUUAUCCAACGAUUCCUGCAAUCAGCCGAAGCUAAUACCAUACGAAACAUCGAGACCUGUGCCGUAUUAGCCGGUCGUCUGGCAAAAAAUGUAUUUACCAUAACUCACGCGUUUGUACCCAAACAGAAAGGAACGUCCGAUUCUUGUCAGACACUUAACGAAGAAGACCUGAUUAUCAUAACCGACAGUAAUCUUGUAUCGUUGGGUUGGAUCCAUACGCAUCCGACACAGAAUGCCUUUAUGUCGUCCAUUGAUUUGCAUACUCAUUGUCCCUAUCAAACACUAUUGCCCGAAGCAGUGGCCAUUGUAUGUGCGCCUAAAUUUGACGAAGUAGGUGUUUUCUCCUUAACCGAUCCAUACGGUGUCAGAUUGAUUAGCACCUGUACUCUGACCGGCUUUCAUCCACAUCCGACACAACCACCCAUUUAUGAACAGUCAUCACAUGUUAUGUUUGAUAAUAAUAACGAUAUCGAUGUAAUUGAUUUGAGAUAAUAAUAAUAAUAUAUAAUAGUAUUUUGUUACAUAUUUGUAUGUUUUUAAAAAAGUCA